Messenger RNA from Rotaria sordida, 290 nucleotides. The record is from the annotation of a GenBank genome assembly. Lineage: Eukaryota; Metazoa; Rotifera; Eurotatoria; Philodinida; Philodinidae.
AUGCCAACAUUUAGAUCAAUAGACUCACGUUCAUCAUUAAUUCAAAAUACUCCGGAUGGAGCAAAUGAAGAAAUAACUCGUUUACAUCAACCAUAUGCACAACUUCUUCAAACAAAUCGAAAUCAACUUAGUCGAUUAAUUAGUAUUGAAAAUGAUAAUACUACUAAAUUAUAUGAAUCAUCAUUAAAUCAACAAGCAGAAAACUCAUCAAGGUAAAUCUUUUAUUCAAUUUUCAUUGCAUGUAGAAUAGUUCAUUUCUAUAUUGGUUAUUUGAAUAUACGUUUUUAUUC